Messenger RNA from Lates calcarifer (barramundi perch), 2244 nucleotides. RefSeq names its product armadillo repeat containing 6 (gene armc6). Gene Ontology annotation, molecular function: protein binding. Lineage: Eukaryota; Metazoa; Chordata; Actinopteri; Centropomidae. The coding region runs from base 176 to 1582 and encodes 468 amino acids. The record is from RefSeq and is a predicted model, not a curated record. The transcript has 8 exons. Gene Ontology annotation, biological process: hematopoietic progenitor cell differentiation.
ACUUAAAUUGUUCCGCACGAUUCACGCCCCACUCCCGUUGCCGGGAGAUGCAGGUAGAGCACAAAACCGACUACGCAAAGUGCGUAAAUCGUGGCGGUGGUCUGUUCAUUCAUAAUAGUGGAGAAGGCUGUGGAAUCGGGGCGGUGGAAUCAGAGUGGAAAAUCAACGAGGCAAAAUGUCGAAACGGAGAAUCACACAGGAAACUUUUGAUGCAGCAGUCAAGGAAAACAUGGAGGAGUUUGAGAUGGAUCCUGACGAAGCUUUGAGGGAGGCUGUGGAGCAGUUUGAGUCUCAAGGUGUGGAUCUCAGUUGUAUAGUAAAAUCUGUACCAGCUGCACCAUCCGAUGAGAAACAGGAAGAGCAAACACACGAGGUCUUACAGGCUUUGGAUGCUCUCCGAAUUGGAAAAGACUCUGCCGGUGUCAUGGAGGUGACGGCGGACAUAAAAUGCUUCACUGAGCAGUGCUUACUUGGAUUUGCCCAGAGGUACCUGGCUGCCCAAAAAGACGCCUACCCCGUCAUCCUGUCCUACUGCAAAAAGAGCAUGGAGCAGCAGGAGGCUGUGUUGGCUGCUCUAUCUGCUCUGGCUGCGCUGACAGAUGGACAGCCGGAUCUGUUGGAUGCUGAGGGCCAGCAGUUCCUCUUGGAUGUCCUCAAGAAGUACCAGGCGGAUUCCUCUGUGACAUGUGUCGCCAUCUGCACUGUACGUCACUGCUGUUUGAAACAUGAACAGAACAGGCAGGAUUUGGUAAAAGGUGGAGUCUUGCCCCUGCUGACCGCUGCCAUUACACAACACAGUGGGACUGCUGAGCUGGUGAAGGAGGCCUCUGUAGCUCUCAGGGUCUUGACCUUUGACGAUGAUGUAAGAGUUACAUUUGGGCAUGCUCACGAACACGCCAAGAGUAUUGUUCUUGAGCACAAUGGACUGAAGGUCUUAAUUGAAGCUGCGAAAGCUCACCUUGAUAAUAUUUCUGUUCUGAGUGAGCUCUGUGCAACGUUGUCCCGUCUGGCUGUAAGGAACGAGUUCUGUCAAGACAUCUGUGAUUUGGGAGGAUUAAAACUCAUGAUGACGUUGCUUGCAGACUGUUAUGAGUCAGCGGAGUUGGUUCGGCAGGUCCUAAGUGCAAUACGAGCCGUAGCAGGAAAUGAUGAUGUGAAAGACGCUGUUGUUAAUGCUGGUGGAGUCCAGCUCAUUGUCAUUGCCAUGAACAGACACAUGAGCAACUCUGCUGUGUGUGAGAACGGCUGUGCGUGCCUCUCCGUCCUCGCUUUGCGUAAACCCAACAAUUGCAAAGUCAUCAUGGAAAAUGGAGGUGCCCUGGCUGCUGUGCAGGCUAUGAAGACACAUCCUGAUGCGGUUAAUGUGCAGAAACAGGCAUGUAUGCUGUUGAGGAACCUUGUUGCACGUAUGCGCAACUACAGCCAACCAAUCCUGGAGAUGGGAGCAGAGGCCCUGAUAGCUCAGGCACUGAAGACCCAUCAAGACUGUGGUGAUGUGGGUAAAGCGGCUCUCAGAGAUCUGGGGUGCCAGGUGGAGCUUCGAGAACUGUGGACUGGCAAACAUGGCAGCCUCACCAACUGAAAGUAGAGGAGAGCUUCACUGAAGACCAUACGCCCCUUGAAUUGAUGAAUUUGCCUGAAAAUACAGCUGCAGGAAGGUGACAGGUGUACACAGCCAGAAGCUAAAGCAGAUGCAUCUACUUAGCUAGACAUAUUUGUUCAGAGUAGUCGUUUGUGCAGUGCAAACAACCAAACCACCAAUUCCACACAAUGCCUCUAACAGGUUGAAAAUACUUUCCAGCCUUUUUCCUGUUUUUGACAAGUAGAAAAACGUCAUUGUAGUCCUGUUGUACAUGUUUUAUUUGCUAUUAAUAUUUUCUUAAUAAUUUUUUUAGGUUGGAUUUUAUAUCUGUAACAUAUUUAUGUUAAUGCAAUGUGAAAUGUAAAUUUGCAGCAUGGGUGAAUAUUUGCUGCUAUGCAAAUAUUUCAGUUGCACUGUUUUGUGCAGUUUACUUAACUAAACAUUUCCUUUAUUUUCUUAUUUGUUUAUGCCUUAUUACAGUGUAAAACUGAAUUCUCUUAUAUUUAGACCAACCACUGACAACAUUAUAUAUACUCUGCAUGACUAUGGUAAAACUCACUUUUGGUGCAUCACCUUUAUCUUGCUGUGUGGCCGUAUGUGUAUCAUUAUUCACUGUGUUUGGUGAAUCUGAGGCUACAUUUUAAAGGCUAAUUUAACCUCCA